Messenger RNA from Arachis ipaensis, 705 nucleotides. The record is from RefSeq and is a predicted model, not a curated record. NCBI's taxonomy places the organism in Eukaryota, Viridiplantae, Streptophyta, Magnoliopsida, Fabales, Fabaceae.
AUGAUUGCAGAGGUGAUAAAGCCAUUGGUUGAAGCUGAUCCAUCUUUGAAAGUGAAAUCAAUAAUUGCUGAAGUGCAGUCAAAAUUCAAUUAUACGACGAGUUACCGCAAAGCAUGGCUCGCGAAGCAAAAGGCAAUUGCAAACCUUUUUGGUGGUUGGGAAGCUUCUUAUGAAGCUUUGCCGUCGUGGUUUGAAGCAAUGGUACAAAAAGAUCCAUCAGCAGCAGUCGAGAUUGAAACUGCACCAGCAUACCAAGGGGAUGAGGUAGUCCAUGAUGUAAGGAUACUGACGCGGGUAUUUUGGAGCUUUUAUCCUUGCAUCAGAGCAUUUAGGAGCUGCAAGCCAAUCGUACAGGUGGAUGGGACACAUCUGUACGAAAAAUAUAAAGGAGCUCUACUAGUUGCAGUUUCUCAGGAUGGCAAUGGCAAUAUUGUGCCUCUUGCAUUUGCCGUUGUUGAGGGUGAGACUUCUGAUGCAUGGCACUUCUUUCUUACUCAUUUACGCACACAUGUGGUGACUCGAGAUGGUGUUGGGCUUAUCUCUGAUUGUCACGACUCUAUUACCUCAACAAUAGCUUGUAGUAAUGGAUCAUGGGAACCUCCAAGAGCUAUCCGAAUGUUUUGUGUUAGGCACAUAGCAUCCAACUUUUUGAGAAAUUUCAAAGCACCGUAUUUACAGAAACUGAUAGUCAAUAUGGGUACGUAG